Messenger RNA from Rotaria sordida, 885 nucleotides. The record is from the annotation of a GenBank genome assembly. NCBI's taxonomy places the organism in Eukaryota, Metazoa, Rotifera, Eurotatoria, Philodinida, Philodinidae.
AUGAUUGCGAUUCAAACACGUUGCGAUGGUAUCUUUAUGGGACAUGCAAUUGUGUCAAAAUUUGAUAUUUCUUGUUAUAUGGCGUUACAAUUGAGCGAAAGUCUUCUUGAAUUAAAACGUUUCGAUGGACCUAAUAUAAUGUCUCGAUACCUCUAUUUAUAUCAUACAAAAAGGUAUGAUUUUGGUGAAACGAUGAAAGUUGUCUAUCAAAAUUUGAAAGAUAAAACUAAAAAUUAUCCUGGACAUUCAUCGGUUUGUCGUGAAGAUUUUCUUUUUGAUCAAUUGAUUAUUGAUGAAACUGUUAAAUUAACUGAUAAAAAACUCGGUGGUUAUACAGCUGGAUGUGGUCCAGUUCAUCGUUCAUUUCCUCUUGCAUUAUGUCCUUGGAUCGAUGAUGAUAAUCUAUUUAAUAUAUCAAAGAACGAAGCAACAUUAACUCAUUUUAAUCCAUUGGCAGGACAAGUUGCUGGCAUUGUUAAUCUUAUUUGUCGAUCAUUAUUAAAGAAUAAUACAUGGCAUGAUGCUGUUCAGUCAGCAUUUUUAACACCUUCACUUCAUACUGAGUUAAGCGAUGUAUGUUAUCGAUAUAGUCGUUGGUCUACUCCAAGUAAAACCACACAUCCAGCUUAUGCUCCAACAGUGCUUCAAGAGGCACUUCAUUAUGUGACUAUUUCAAAUAAUAUAGCUGAAGUCAUUGAAAAAGUUAAGAUUAAUAGAAACGUGUAUUGCUUACCUAUAGUUGGUGUAUUAUCGGGAGCUCUAUGGGGUAUUCCAUUAGAUAUGUAUAAAGACAAGACUAAUGAUGUACAAUUGAAAACAAUUCGUGAUACAGCAAAUAAAUUAAGCCAACAAUGGAUUUCACAAUGUGAGAGUGUAAAUGCUUGA